AAAACAUCUGGCCGACUCUCAUGCCGCCUGUGCGGCGUGCAGUGUGGGGCGAUUUGCAACUCGCCGGAGGUCGUGGGCAGGUGUCAACUUUCGGCGUCCUUGUGGCUAGCAUCCAACCCCGCAGUCGACACUGAAUUGAAGAAACGGCCAGUCAAGAAGAACGACUCAGCCGCAGAUCUCACAGAGAGGUAUCGCGUACUCCUAGAGUCUGCAUUCUUCAAUCUUUCGGUCUUGAUAUCCGCCAUUCCAGACGGGCUCCACCUCACUGACAUACCAGCUCGUCCCAUUUCCACACAUACAAGAACCCUCAGGGUCGUUCUCUCUGAUCUCUGGCAACUUAUCUUAUCAUACACCAACGAAAUGGGCUCUCCGGGUCUUCUCAUCUCGCCUUCUGAUCGCAACGAUACCAUCAUGGCGGACUAUGCUGCUUUCCUAAGCAACAACCUGGUCGCAGAGAACGGCCAUCAAUUCCUGGAUCUUGACGGUAUGCCCUUCCUACCAUUACAAGCUCCACCUCCCUCCUUCACUUCGGCCGUAGCUCUGGUGGGGAGCGAAAAGGAUUACUGGAGCUGCUUCUAUGGAGAUCCUUCAGGAUUGUCCGAAGCAGCACCUGCUUGCCGUUCUGUGUCUGUUUCGUCAGAGGGAUCCGACAACAGUGAAGCCAUCUUCAUACAUUGGACAGACCCAAAAGCGACACCUACAACUUCUCGGAAACGAUCUAGAGAUCAACGAAGCCAAGAAGACCCGACAGUCGCAAAGAACAAGGGAAAAGCUCGCAAACAGAACGAAGACAAAUCGCCAGCUGAAAGAGAAGAUCACGACGAAUCGCUGAAGCGAAAGCAAGCACACUCGGCAAACGAACGGCGGUACCGUGAUAAACUCAACAACAACAUGAAGCAGCUCUACCACACUUUGCUUGAAUCCAAGCAAACUUCAAGGCUGAGUCGGUACCAAUUCAGCGACAAUCGAAUCUCGACAGGCCUGCCCAGCGACAUCAAGAAAGCAGACAUCAUCAGCGAUGCUAUCCAGUAUAUUCACCAAGCUCAGGUCGACAAUCGACAUAUGGCGGCGGAGAUCUCACAGCUGAAGGCCCGGAUCCAGAUGUUGGAAUGUCUGGAACGAAAUGUCGUCCAAGAUGUUGUGAAAUCUAAUCACAUUUACACCGCGAAGGAACUGUAAAUUGCAAUGAGUCAUAGGAUGGAACAGUUGUUUGCUCUGCUAAGGUGGACUCUGAUGCUAUAGCGUAGUCAGCGCUUCAGAUUCGCUGCCUCCAGAAUUGACGUUUGACAGGAGGAAUGAGUGCGAGGUGCAUUUGUUGGUCCAUUUGCUGAAUUAGGCCCUCAAGGCAGAGCGAGAAGAGCACAACAGGCGCCAUACUGCACCCAACCAGCACCCCUGCGUUUCGCUCACCACUCAGCUUGCCCCAUCAGAGGUCUUGAGCCAGGUCUCCCAGGGUAAUACCUUGUCCCUGGGCCGGCCACAUGAGAAACCUCCACGAAUAAGUAUAUCUGCUCCUUGGGGGCUGUCAACAGCACGGAAAGUUCCAUCCGUUCCUACGUGGGCAGGUUACCACGAUUGAGGGAUCAUCCCCGUGUUCCGCAAACUCUACUGCGUACACGCGAGGUAUCCCUGCUUAUCGGCUCGUUGACGAGCUUCCUCCUGCGUUCGCCGAUAGGACCACCACAUGCCUAGUGACGUCAAUUGGAACGGCAGAUCCGGAGUGAAGACGAGCUUUGAAUCUUCACAGGCAAAGGUGGAUGAAUCUGCAGGUCCGAAAUGGUCGCCUCCUCAUGGCUAGCUGUGGAAGAUCCCAGCAUAAUCGUAUCGACGCUCAGGUCCGGGCUUCGCCUGCAAUCAGGAACUCGCGGAUUGAUUGGACGGAGAGCGAGAGGCAUUCACCAAUUGCAGUGAUACUGGCUGACACAGUGUCUCUUUCUGCAGGUCAGGUUUCAACGUCACCGCUUUCCCCGUAGCUUGGCCAACAUGAAAACAUUGGUCGCACCUUCCUUUGGAGGCAUAGUCCGGCUUGAUGCACCCCCUCAGAACUGGUAUUUCGGUCCAGAGAAAAAGAGGCGUCAGCGCAGGGUGAAGCUGGGACUAUCUGGUCACCAACAAAGGUCGGGCUUCCAGUGCCGAUGACGUGUAGCUUUACACCUCUCAAGCGUGUGUGAGCUUCCCUCGGAGACACUGGAUGUCAAGUCUCGAAUGAAAUCUCGAUCGAUUCUCAUUCCAAGCUCGAGUGCUUUCGUGCGCAGGCUGGGAGCCACACCUCGCAGACCUGGACGUUGCGCGCGCUGGAAUGCCAAUAUUGAAGCUUGUGCUCUUUGUGCACGGUUGGCUUCCCGUUUCCGCGGAUUUCGUCGACAAUACGGAUAUUACCUCUGCCAUGAGCAUGGCUGGGGAAGCCGAGACCAUUGGCGUAUGGGCUUGAGUGCUUGCCGGGAUCGAAUAAGAGUGAGCAUGUCUUCGGUGGAGUGCCAGAAAACAGGCCAUUGUUCAUCCUGUCAGGUCCAAUCGCGCACAUUGAAUCUCCGACUGCCACUGUUCGACUCAGACUGGCUCGCAGCCUGCAUACCUGCACCCUUCACUCUGCACCCUGAAAAAUUGCAUGGCACCCAUACGGGUUCUUGUCUCAGAGCAUACCAACAUGUGUGCCUAGAAGCCAUAACGGUGCAGCUUGCACGAACGACCGGCUCAAUUGACAACCUGCUGUUCCCGCGGCGAGAGCUGCCUUAACCACUCCAUCUCGUAGCUCGGCCGACGCUCUUUACUUGAGAAACACCCCAGCUGGCCCGUCCAUUCCCUGGAUCAACUCAACCUAGCAACCAGAAUCUGGAUGGGUCCAUCAUCAUGCAUGUUAGAUAAACCCAGAGCCAACGUCCCUUUCAGAUUCGAAGUCGAUGUCUAUGACAUGCAGCUCGAUUGUGGCAGUAGCCCGUGUCUGCCUUUCAUAUCAGGUACAGCUUCUGCACUGGCGUCAACCUCCGGCAUCCUUCUUCUACGAAACGAUGAGGCCAUCGCAGAAAGUAUAGCAAGCAGACCUCACGAUCUACUGGCAGUGAAUCGCGAGAUCGGUCCAAUGAUGAUGAAAAACAUCUGAUCCAUUCGGAUCUAUCACCACGUGGUAAAUCCUUGAAACGCAUCCACACCCGCUGUUGAUACUUUAUUGUGAUGCAAAUGUCUUGUCGAACGUGGCUAGUCAAGUAAAAUGGCAUGCAGCUGUAAGUUUGAGAAGCCAUGUUCCUGCUUACCUAGUACCUGAACGUCCGGCAACUUUGUCCAAGCGAGAAGUAGGAUCUGCGUAACGAAGCUCAAAGCAAAUCAUCCAUCACACAUUGGCUACGAAAGUGCAAUCAGGAGAUUCCUUCUUCGACAUGCUUCAGUCCGCGUCUCCUGAGGCUUGCAGAUACGGCACAACAGAGGGCGAUCCGAACGACCAGUGAGUGCGGUGUAUGGUUAUCAGCCUCGCAGGUGGAUUUGAUGGAGCCAAUCGAUUCAAGAGGGAGAAAGCUUCCGUGGACGUCCCCCAGCGCCGCAGCUUAGGAAGCAGCUGCCAUCCCAACACUCUUUCAAUUGGGCGAUGCCGUGAGGAACAUGGCUUGGCUCUUGACGCACUCGCAUGGUGCACCGUUCGCAGGACGAUGUGGGUAGGAUAAGUACUGCGAUGUGGCGUUUGCGAAGUACAAUUUAGACAAUCGAGAAGAUCGGAGCUGCCGCCGUGCUAAGGCGCCACGGUGCCACAGCGACCCUCAUGUUAUCUACGACAUUGAGUGGGAUGUCGAAUCUGCAUUGUCCAUCUCAAGAAUGCCAUGGCUACACCCAUUCACGCGAUUCUGCUUGGACAACCUGAGUCGCAGCUUGGCUGACCAAAGCUCGCGGUGGUCUCAGAGCAGAUGGUCUUCUAAGUCUAGGAACAUGGAGCUCACCCCGUAACAUCUGCUUCUGCCUGCGUUGGCUCCGAAAGUCAUGACCGCCGUGAGACUCCUGCAACGUCAAUGGGAUACGAAGGAGGCAUCUCUUGGUUGGCACAAAUUGAUGUUCGUUUCUCCCUGACACCUCCAUGGAUGUGGUCAUGGCUAGACAUUUUGAGCUUUGAAGGGACGAGGACAACAUCACUCACGGGAAUUGCAUGGGAAAGAUCUCUGCUUCGGCAAUAAGCGUGGCAUCCGUGCAUCUGUGAGUGUCUCUGGCCGUGACGCAGCCAACCAAUGCUCAUAGCAACCAGAGGUGCCAGAGCCAUAGUCAAAAUUUGCGACCCGAGGAAUUGGUCCGUACGGGCAGAUCGUACGAGCAGAUUUGCGCACGGGGCACGAUACAGAUUGAUCAGAUCAACAGCGCGAUUUUUGAAGGCGAGCUAUUUUUGAUCGAGUACUUUCAUUCGUCAUGCUGGCCUGUGCAGCUGUCAGAGUGUGAAAGCACUGUCCACAGCCCAUCCAGACCUGGGAACCAGUAACUGGUUCA
Exophiala xenobiotica is the source of this 4461-nucleotide messenger RNA. RefSeq lists its product as uncharacterized. Gene Ontology annotation, molecular function: protein dimerization activity. The record is from RefSeq and is a predicted model, not a curated record. Lineage: Eukaryota; Fungi; Ascomycota; Eurotiomycetes; Chaetothyriales; Herpotrichiellaceae. The coding region runs from base 361 to 1179 and encodes 272 amino acids. The transcript has a single exon.